GGUCUGAUCAUAACCAUGAGCGGAAGAGGCAAGACCGGCGGAAAGGCUAGGGCCAAGGCCAAGACUCGUUCCUCCAGAGCUGGGCUGCAGUUCCCUGUGGGCCGUGUGCACAGGCUCCUACGUAAAGGCAACUACGCCGAGCGCGUCGGUGCCGGCGCUCCGGUCUACCUGGCCGCCGUGCUGGAGUAUCUGACUGCUGAGAUCCUGGAGUUGGCCGGCAACGCCGCCCGUGACAACAAGAAGACCCGUAUCAUCCCCCGCCACCUGCAGCUCGCCGUGCGUAACGAUGAGGAGCUGAACAAACUGCUCGGCGGGGUGACCAUCGCUCAGGGUGGUGUGCUGCCUAACAUUCAGGCCGUGCUUCUGCCCAAGAAGACCGAGAAGACCGUCAAGACCAAGUAAACGCGCCCACUGCUGCGUCUGAUCAUAACCAUGAGCGGAAGAGGCAAGACCGGCGGAAAGGCUAGGGCUAAGGCCAAGACUCGUUCCUCCAGAGCUGGGCUGCAGUUCCCUGUGGGCCGUGUGCACAGGCUCCUGCGUAAAGGCAACUACGCCGAGCGCGUCGGUGCCGGCGCUCCGGUCUACCUGGCCGCCGUGCUGGAGUAUCUGACUGCUGAGAUCCUGGAGUUGGCCGGCAACGCCGCCCGUGACAACAAGAAGACCCGUAUCAUCCCCCGCCACCUGCAGCUCGCCGUGCGUAACGAUGAGGAGCUGAACAAACUGCUCGGCGGGGUGACCAUCGCUCAGGGUGGUGUGCUGCCUAACAUUCAGGCCGUGCUUCUGCCCAAGAAGACCGAGAAGACCGUCAAGACCAAGUAAACGCGCCCACUGCUGCGUUUGCCAGUACCCAAAGGCUCUUUUAAGAGCCACCC
Pangasianodon hypophthalmus (striped catfish) is the source of this 872-nucleotide messenger RNA. RefSeq lists its product as uncharacterized. Gene Ontology annotation, molecular function: protein heterodimerization activity; structural constituent of chromatin; DNA binding. Gene Ontology annotation, cellular component: nucleosome. The record is from RefSeq and is a predicted model, not a curated record. NCBI's taxonomy places the organism in Eukaryota, Metazoa, Chordata, Actinopteri, Siluriformes, Pangasiidae. The transcript has 2 exons.